AUGGAAAGGAAGGUUUUUGGAGAAGUUGCUGCAAUGGUGUAUGUAGUUGAGUUUCAGAAAAGAGGUUUGCCACACGCUCAUUUUUUGAUUAUUCUAAAACCUGAAUAUAAGCUGAAAUGUCCUGCUGAUUAUGAUAAGUUUGUUUGUGCUGAAAUACCUUCUGAAACUAAUAGCCACCUUAGGCGAAUUGUCUUGGCACAUAUGAUGCAUGGCCCUUGUAGCAUACUUAACCCAGAAUGUGCAUGUAUGCGCUCACGUGGUCUAAAAUUAAGUUGCAAGAAUAAGUAUCCGAAAAAGUUUUGCAAUGAAACUACUAAUAGUAAAGAUGGCUAUCCUAUUUAUCGGAGGAGAGAAACUGGAGAAAAAGUAGUUAUAAGAAAUGCAGAGCUAGAUAAUCAGUGGGUCAUUCCAUAUAACCCUUAUCUGUCUUCAUUAUUUGAUUGUCAUAUAAAUGUUGAGGUGUGUUCGACAACUAAAGCAGUAAAGUACCUAUAUAAGUAUGUAUAUAAGGGUCAUGAUAGAAUUUCUUAUAAUGUAGUGUCCUCUAAUAAUGAAGUUGUGGAUGAGAUUACACAGUAUCAAUCAGGUCGAUGGGUAUCUCCUUGUGAAGCGGCAUGGAGAAUCUUUAGUUUUGAUUUAUUUGAGAUGCACCCUCCGGUUUUACCUUUGCAGGUUCAUUUACCAAAUAUGCAGACCGUUUGUGUUCAUCCUCAUGAAAGGUUACAAGUUGUUGUUUCGAAUUCUAAACGAUCAAGAACUCAAUUGACUGAAUUUUUUGCUAUGAAUUCUGCCUCUGAAGCUGGGCUGGGAUACUUAUACGGUGAAUUUUGUGAGCAUUACACAUGGGAGCAGAGUACUAAGAAAUGGAAACAAAGGGUUCAAAAUAGGCUAUCAAUUGGGAGAUUAGCAUUUGUAUAUCCUGCAGAGGGUGAACGGUUUUUCCUAAGACUUUUAUUGCUGCAUGUAAGAAGCUCUAAGUCAUUUGAGGAUUUACGAACUGUCAAUGACCAUCUUUAUCCUACUUUUCAAGAAGCUGAUAUAAAGCUUGGAAUUAUAGAAGAUGAUGAUGCAGCUUAG
Messenger RNA from Chenopodium quinoa (quinoa), 1077 nucleotides. RefSeq lists its product as uncharacterized. Lineage: Eukaryota; Viridiplantae; Streptophyta; Magnoliopsida; Caryophyllales; Amaranthaceae. The coding region runs from base 1 to 1077 and encodes 358 amino acids. The record is from RefSeq and is a predicted model, not a curated record. The transcript has a single exon.